Messenger RNA from Drosophila mauritiana, 1348 nucleotides. RefSeq lists its product as uncharacterized. NCBI's taxonomy places the organism in Eukaryota, Metazoa, Arthropoda, Insecta, Diptera, Drosophilidae. The record is from RefSeq and is a predicted model, not a curated record. The coding region runs from base 62 to 1093 and encodes 343 amino acids. The transcript is spliced from 2 exons.
GGCAUCAUUCAUUCCCAAAAGCUUCGUUUUAGACUUUCAACGUUAGGCUUUUUCGGAAAAAAUGAGUACCGCUAAGCAUUUUCAAAUAAUUCUUAAGGAAUUGACAAUCUCUGACAAUGAAAGGGCCGUAUAUACCAAAGAAGCCGAGGAAAUUCAAAACUAUGUAGUUGACGAACUUAAACGGGUAGACAAAACCUUUCGCCAGGUAUUCGACGGAUUCAGUCUUGGCGGAAGUUACUUGGAUCGCGUCAAGCUAAAUGUGCCCGAUGAAUUUGACCUGCACAUGAAACUAAAGUUUCCAUUUGAUAUCCGACCGAAUCGGAUAAACAGUGGGUUUGUUCAUUUAGAGGGUGAUUUCACCGUAAUCAAUCCUCAACGCAUCAAUCGUGUUGUACUUCAAGACUGGCUACGCAAUGCAUUCCGCAAGGUAUUCGAGUCUAACCAGACAGUUGCCACUACCACUAAACGAGUCUACAUAUUAAGCUAUACUCUUGAGGGGUAUGGUUGUGCCCAUACCAUUUUAGCCGUCUGUGGUACACGCUCGAUAUCUUUUGAUUUGGUACCAGCAUUCGAAUUCUCUGGAAGCCAAUGGCCGUUUGAUAUUUGUCCGUUUCCUGCUGAAGUUAGAAAUAAUUGGCCUUGGUUCGCCAUUCCUCAAAAGAAGAAGAGGUUGAGAACCACAUUUAUGGUUUGUGCACCACAUUGGGAGCGCGAAAUUAUGAAGGGCAAGGAUAAUUUGAAGAACGUUCUACGGCUGAUGAAAGGAUUGCGGGACGCUCACGCCAGCAAAUUGCCUCACUUGUCCAGUUAUAUGUUGAAAACAGUUUUGCUUCAUCGCCUCGAAAGUGCUGACUGGGAAAGAGACUUGGGCACCCUUUUGGUUGAGAUGUGGAGUCAUUUGGUGAAUCAUCUGCGCGCACGUCGCCUGGAGUUCUUUUUGGCUAAAGAUCAUAAUAUAUUCAAUCGUAUGAGUCCACAUGAAAUCAGGAAAUGUUUAGAAAACGCAAACACUCUGCUUAAAGAACUUCGUUUUGCUCAGACAUGCGGCAGCAGUUACCAUCAUGUGGCCGAACUAUUCAAUAUUCCAAAUUAAUUACAAUUUAAUUUCAGAACAAUACCGAGCCAUGCCAUUUGCAGAUAAGAAAAAGCGUACAUGCUUACAUUUGGCUCAUUCACAAGGGCGCAGAACAAAUAAUCGAAUUUAUCCGGGGCUGAAUAAGCAAAUAUCUUGCUGAAUAGCAGAACUUUUGUGUAAGAAAGAAGAAGUUCAAUCAAAAGUCGUUUCGCGCGCACAUUUCCUUGUUUAUAUUGUCCUGAACUUUGUUUAAAAAUAAAGCUAUGAAAAUAA